Molecule: messenger RNA, 312 nt
Organism: Rangifer tarandus platyrhynchus (Svalbard reindeer)
Lineage: Eukaryota; Metazoa; Chordata; Mammalia; Artiodactyla; Cervidae
Source: the annotation of a GenBank genome assembly
AUGAUUUUGGUUAUUUGGGAAUCUGGGCUCAGAACCCAGUCCCCUGACUGCAGUUUAGUGUUUUGUCUACAUAACUGCUACCUGCCUAGUGAGGUUUUGCAGAUGCUGAUUCUAAUUAGAAACAGGUUCUUGGCAGUAUUUUCUAACCUAAGAAGUUUGUUCCAUCCCUCUGUUCUGGGAUUACUUUAUGUUGAUUCAGUUCUGUUUAGCAUCCUGUUUCCAUUUUCUUUGGCUCAUUUCUCCAAGCCCAAACUCGCAGAAAAGUGGAAGUGGAGGUUGACCGAUAUUCACCUCUCUGGAAGCCCCAGCUAG